Pseudophryne corroboree (corroboree frog) is the source of this 4029-nucleotide messenger RNA. It is a transcript of the gene VPS35L, whose product is annotated as VPS35 endosomal protein sorting factor like. The record is from RefSeq and is a predicted model, not a curated record. Gene Ontology annotation, cellular component: endosome. The transcript is spliced from 31 exons. Gene Ontology annotation, biological process: endocytic recycling. Bases 167 to 3061 code for a protein of 964 amino acids. NCBI's taxonomy places the organism in Eukaryota, Metazoa, Chordata, Amphibia, Anura, Myobatrachidae.
UUGCAUUGUACUGCUUUACUUUUGAGCUCUACCCACAGCACUAGACUUGGCGUUAGGGCCUGAAGGAGUUAAUGCAAUCAGGAAGUGAGAGAGAGAGGAUCUGCCUAAACUCAUAGUGGAGGACAUGGAUUGGACAGUGUAGAGCACUGGGGGUGUGAGCGGUCACAUGACGCUGAAGAUGGCUGCAGCACAGUGGCACUCGCGGGAAAGAAACUAUGCGGCUGAGCUGGAGUCAUGCAGAUUGGAACGUGUACAUGUAGAAUAUGGGGAUUACCAUCCCUUAAAAGCCAUCACUGUUACAGAAUCGAAGUCUAAGAAGGUGGGGCGGAAAGAAAGCACCUCUUCCAGCUCUUCCUCCUGCUCCUCUAAUUCAGUAGCAGAUCCGCUGAGUAGCGUCCUGGAUGGAACGGACCCCUUGUCUAUGUUUGCAGCGACAGCCGAGCCAGUGGUAGCUACUACGGAUGUCAACAGAAAGAAGCGUGAGCAGGAAGAAUGCAUAGGAAGUGACUUUGAGCCAUGGUCUAGUAAACGUGGGGAGAUCCUGGCUAGAUACACCACAACAGAAAAACUGUCCAUAAAUCUCUUCAUGGGUUUAGAUAGAGGAAAACCUACGACUCCCGGUUCAGCGGUGUCGGAGAAAGUGAGAACUCGGCUUGAAGAGCUCGAUGGUCUGGAGGAGGGAUCGCAGAAAGAACUCUUGAAUCUGACUCAGCAAGAUUACAUCUGCCGUAUUGAGGAGCUUAAUCAGUCCCUGAAGGACGCCUGGGCCUCUGAUCAGAAAGUCAAAGCUCUGAAAAUAGUCAUACAGUGCUCAAAGCUUCUCUCCGACACAUCGGUGAUCAAGUUUUACCCGAGCAAGUUUGUGUUGAUUACUGAUAUUCUUGAUACUUUUGGUAAACUUGUCUAUGAGCGUAUUUUGUCAAUGUGUAUGGAUAACCGGACAGCUCUGCCUGCAAAUUUCACCCCGGAUAAUGUAAAUGACACUGCCAAGGAGACUUGUUUAAACUGGUUUUUCAAGAUUGCUUCUAUACGGGAGCUUGUACCAAGAUUCUAUGUGGAGGCAGCAAUACUAAAAUGCAACAAGUUUCUCUCUAAAACUGGGAUAUCAGAGAGUCUUCCUCGACUAACAUCUAUGAUCAAAGGCAUUGGGGACCCCCUUGUGUCAGUGUACGCCCAGGCUUAUCUCUGUAGGGUUGGCAUGGAAGUGGCUCCACACAUCAAGGAACAUCUCAACCAGAACUUUUUUGACUUCUUGCUCACAUUCAAACAAAUUCACAGUGACACGGUGCAGAACCAGCUGGCGGUGCAAGCUGUGGAGAUACCAAUUUACCUCACGCUGUACUCUCCUGCCAUAGACUGGAUGUUGCGGUGCAUUGCCUAUCGUGCUCCAGAGGCUCUGCUGAUGGAAAUGAUGGAGAGAUGCAGGAAACUCGGCAACAACGCUCUUCUGCUGAAUUCCGUGAUGUCUGCAUUCAGGGCAGAGUUUAUUGCUGCCAGAUCAAUGGACUUCAUUGGAAUGAUUAAGGAAUGCGAUGAGUCGGGCUUCCCCAGGCAUCUACUUUUCCGCUCUUUGGGACUGAACUUGGCUCUGGCUGACCCUCCUGAGAGUGACAGACUUCACAUUUUAAAUGAAGCUUGGAAAGUGAUCACGAAGUUGAAAGUCCCACAGGAUUACAUCAGUUGCGCUGAAGUCUGGGUUGAAUAUACCUGCCGACAUUUUACGAAGAGGGAGGUAAACACUAUCCUGGCUGACGUCAUCAAACAUAUGACCCCAGAUCGGGCAUUUGAGGAAGCCUACCCACAGCUUCAGUCUAUAAUUACCAAAGUUAUAGCUCAUUUUCAUGAUUUCUCCGUCCUUUUUUCUGUGGAGAAAUUCCUGCCGUUUCUGGAUAUGUUCCAGAAAGAGAGUGUUAGAGUGGAGGUUUGCAAGUGUAUCAUGGAGACUUUUAUCAGGCACCAGCUGGAAGUGACGAAGGAUCCGGUAAUACUGAAUGCUCUACUCCACGUCUGUAAGACCAUGCAUGAUUCUGUGAAUGCUCUGACGCUUGAAGAUGAGAAGAGAAUGCUGGCUUAUCUCAUUAAUGGAUUCAUACGAAUGGUGUCCUUUGGGCGUGAUUUUGAACAACAGCUCAGUUUUUAUGUGGAAGCCAGAGCAAUGUUCUGCAAUCUGGAGCCGGUCCUUGUCCAUUUAAUUCAUAGUGUGAACCAUCUGGCCAUGGAGACCAAAAAGGUGAUGAAAGGAAAUCAUUCCAGGAAGACUGCCUCUUUUGUCAGGGCUUGUGUCGCCUUCUGCUUUAUCACCAUUCCUUCUUUGGUCAGCAUCUUCACCCGCCUCAACCUGUAUCUUCAUUCUGGUCAAGUGGCUCUCUCAAACCAGUGCCUUUCACAAGCUGAUGCCUUCUUUAAAGCUGCAGUGAGCCUUGUCCCGGAUGUCCCAAAGACUAUUAAUAUAGACGGGAAGAUGCGUUCAUCUCAGGCCUUUCUCUUGGAGUUUCUCAGUAACUUCUUCUCUUCUCUGUUAGUUGUCCCUGACCACCCAGAACAAGGGGUUCUGUUCCUGGUACGAGGCCUUUUAAAUGUGAUUGAAGAUUACACCUGGGAGGAUAACAGCGAUGAUAAAGUUCGAAUCUACACCAGCGUUCUGCAUCUGCUGGCUGCCUUGAGUCAAGAAAGCUAUCUGUAUCAUGUAGAUAAAGUUGAUUCCAAUGAUAAUCUCUAUGGUGGGGACUCAAAAUUCUUGGCAGAAAUCAACAAGCUGUGCGACACGGUCAUAGGACAGAUUUUGGAGCAUCUGAAAGCUCUUGGGAAGGAAAAGACUCUAAAGCGUCAGAGCGCCCUUGCACUGCUCUUUUUUAAUAGUAUUCUCACUCACGGAGACCUGAGGAAUAACAAGCUGAACCAGCUGGCUGUGAACCUGUGGAACCUGGUUCAGAAACAUGGCUUUGCUGACACCAAGACUAUGGUUAAAACAUUGGAAUACAUCAAGAGAAGAAGUAAACAGCCCGAAUCAAGUUACUUGGGCGACUUGGCAGUCAGGCUUCCUUUGCAGUCUAGAACCUGAUGAGGUGUGUCUACAUAUGAAUUGCUAACAGCCAAGAGUUACAAUGGAGUGCCUGCCUAAGAAGCUGGGUGUUUUAUACUGCAGUUAGAAUGCCAGACGAGAAACUGAGAACUGCCUGAUCGUAGUCUCCUGUCAAUUCAGCCUGGUAGUUCUAAAGUAUUGUAUAUAUGUGUAGAACACAAUGACCUCUAUCAGUGUAACAAGUCAUUUUAAAAAUGUGUUCUAAACCCUAUGUCCAUCCUAUCCACAAACACCUGGCACAUGGUUAGCAGAAUAAUUGAAGUAUUGUUUCCACAGACUCAUUGCUGCUUUUUCUUGUCUACAUUAACACGCACUUACUUUAUACUGCCUUCUGUAUUCACAAUCCUUAUAUUUGAACAUUAGUAUGUAGGUUGAUUUAAAUUACACCUGCCUAUUAAUCAAAGGCCAUGUCCGUAAUCCUUUUUGUUCAGAAGCAUUUUAGUAUACAUGCGAAAUGAAACCACCACUGUUUAUUAUAAACAUAUUACAAGUUAAAGAGUGUAAUGCGCAUCUAUGGAGAUUCAGGCUUGUGAUAUUGCUGUAUAAGCUACAUGAAGGGGUAUGUUAUUCCUUCUAAUGCAUUUUUAACAGUGUUUCUAGGGUCUAUUGAGGCUAUCACGGCACAUCUGACUAUAAUAUAAAUCUGAUUAUACAUUAUAAUACACAAGUGAGGUUUAAUAUGUGUAUAAACUCCAAUAAAUAAUAUACAUAUGAGAUCUGAUAGAAAACGUGAGUAUUUGGGUGUCAUAAGUCACCUCACUGUCACCUGACCUUAUAAAAACAUGAGACUAUACAGUGCUUUUAUACAGUUGUGACUUCUGAUAUGCAUAUCUUUUACAGCUGGAAAGGAAAUGCGUUAUCCAUUCUCUGGGGAUGUGUAGUGUAACAUGUAUGUACACCAUUCCUAUGUAAGUCAACAUUGUAAAAUAAAGUUUCUUCAUUUCAAA